This is a messenger RNA of Suricata suricatta (meerkat), 945 nucleotides long. RefSeq names its product olfactory receptor 5B3-like. The record is from RefSeq and is a predicted model, not a curated record. Bases 1 to 945 code for a protein of 314 amino acids. Gene Ontology annotation, molecular function: odorant binding; G protein-coupled receptor activity; olfactory receptor activity. The transcript has a single exon. Gene Ontology annotation, biological process: sensory perception of smell; G protein-coupled receptor signaling pathway. Lineage: Eukaryota; Metazoa; Chordata; Mammalia; Carnivora; Herpestidae. Gene Ontology annotation, cellular component: membrane.
AUGGAGAACAACACAGAAGUGGGUGAAUUCAUCCUGCUGGGAUUAACCAAUGACCCAGAGCUGCAGAUCCUCCUAUUUAUCAUGUUCACCCUCAUUUACCUCAUAACUCUGGUUGGAAACAUGGGGAUGAUUGUUUUGAUUCUCUUGGACUGUCAUCUCCACACUCCCAUGUACUUUUUCCUCAGUAACCUGUCUCUAGUGGAUUUUUGUUACUCUACAGCUGUCACUCCCAAAGUUAUGGCUGGGCUCCUUAUGGAAGACAAGGUCAUCUCCUACAAUGCAUGUGCUGCCCAGAUGUUCUUUUUUGUAGCCUUGGCCACUGUGGAAAAUUUCCUUUUGGCAUCAAUGGCCUAUGACCGCUACACAGCAGUGUGCAAACCCCUCCAUUACACCACCAUAAUGACAACAGGUGUGUGUGCAUGUCUGGCCAUAGGCUCCUUCAUCUAUGGUUUCCUGAAUGCCUCCAUUCACAUUUGGGACACGUUCAGUCUCUCGUUCUGCAUGUCCAAUCUGGUCCAUCACUUUUUCUGUGAUGUCCCAGCUGUCAUGGCUCUGUCUUGCUCUGACAGACAUGUCAGUGAGCUCGUUCUUAUUGUGGUAGCAAGCUUCAACAUCUUUUUUGCUGUCUUCAUUAUCUUGAUUUCCUACCUGCUGAUAUUUAUCACCAUCCUGAAGAUGCGUUCAGCUGAGGGAUAUCAGAAGGCUUUAUCCACCUGUGCUUCCCACCUCACCACAGUCUCCAUCUUCUAUGGGACAGCCAUCUUCAUGUACUCCCAGCCCAGCUCCAGGCAUUCCAUGGACUCAGACAAAAUUGCAUCCGUGUUCUACACUAUGGUCAUUCCCAUUCUGAACCCCCUGGUUUAUAGUUUAAGAAACAAGGAAGUUAAAAAUGCAUUUAAGAAGGUGGUUGAGAAGACAAGACUGUCUCUAGACUUUGCCUCUUAA